Molecule: messenger RNA, 1152 nt
Organism: Serendipita indica DSM 11827
Lineage: Eukaryota; Fungi; Basidiomycota; Agaricomycetes; Sebacinales; Serendipitaceae
Source: the annotation of a GenBank genome assembly
AUGAACCUCAUCGUGCGGCACUAUGUCGACGGACCGGAUAGUCACGCCUUCAAGGAGCACGUCAAGCGUCGUCUAGAUUUUUUGUGGCUUGGUCCCCAAGGAAUGAUGAUGUGCGGUACCAACGGAAGCCAACUGUGGGACAUUUCAUUCAUCAGCCAGGCGCUUGCAAAGACUGGAUUGGGCGACUUACCCGAGAAUCACGAGUCAAUGAUGGCAGCCCUCAACUGGUUAGACAGGACGCAAAUGCAAUCCAACCCAAUUCACUUCCAUACAGCAUAUCGACAGGCGACAAAGGGUGCUUGGCCAUUUUCGACAAAGACGCAGGGGUACACUGUAAGCGACUGCGCUGCAGAAGGGCUCAAAGCUGUUCUAUUCCUCCAAGAAAACAUGCCAGAGGAGAAACGACCGAUCAAGGAGCGAAGGCUGUGUGACACUGUCGAUAUUCUACUCGACAUGCAGAAUCCGACAGGUGGAUGGGCGUCGUAUGAACGUCGGCGUGGACCCAUGCUCUUGGAGAAGAUUAACCCAUCCGAGGUGUUUGGCGAUAUCAUGGUUGAUUGUGAUUACCCCGAAUGCACGACAUCAGUGAUCACCGCCCUCUCAAUCUUCCGCAAACACUAUCCUCACUAUCGACCAAAGGAAAUUGAGACUGCAACGAAGAAUGCCAUCAAGUACAUUCACGAUGCUCAGGAUUCCUGCGGGGCUUGGCUCGGUCGUUGGGGCAUCUGUUUCACCUAUGCAACCAUGUUCGCUCUCGAGUCUCUCUCCCUCGUAGGGGAAACGUACGAGAAUAGUACAGCAGUCCGAAGGGCAUGCGACUUUAUCAUCUCCAAACAACGCGCAGAUGGUGGAUGGGGCGAAAGUUGGGAGACAUGUGAGCAGCUUAAGUGGAUAGAGCACGAAUCGUCCCAAGUGGUUCAAACCGCUUGGGCUGGCCUGGCUCUCAUGUACGCGAAGUACCCUCACCGCGGACCACUGGAAAAGGCAGCCCAACUCAUUAUGUCAAGACAACUUCCCGACGGCUCAUGGGCGCAAGAAGCGAUCGAAGGCGUCUUCAACAAAACGGUUGCCAUUGGAUAUCCGAAUUUCAAGUUUUCGUUCACUAUUUGGAUGCUCGGUCGUGCCCACAAAUACUUGCAGGAGCUUCCUUGA